Molecule: messenger RNA, 1856 nt
Organism: Erythranthe guttata (spotted monkey flower)
Lineage: Eukaryota; Viridiplantae; Streptophyta; Magnoliopsida; Lamiales; Phrymaceae
Biological process (GO): base-excision repair
Molecular function (GO): DNA-3-methyladenine glycosylase activity
Source: RefSeq, a predicted model, not a curated record
AAGAAAUAGUUUUCGUCCCACAUUCUAUUUUUAAUGCAAAGUAUAAAUACAAGCAAUUAAGAAAGUGUGGCGUAAGCAUUUAAAGAGUUAGUUUUCUGCUCACUUCACAGUUGACACUACCCAAAUGCACCCACCUACUCUUUUAUUUUUCUUUCUCUCUCUAAAAACAUCCAUAAUUGUCCGCCGUUGAUCCACCGCCGCCGCAAUCAUUGCUCCUUCGCCGGAAGGGCCCGCGCCACCACCUCACGCACUCACGACCGCCGUCUCUUCCCCUUCUACAUCUCAAUCGAAAUGCAUUUCUCUUUUCUCUCUCUAGAAUACUAAUCCCCUACGCGACAAUGCAUUUCACAAACCUCACUCAGAAAGCCCUAAUCUGGUUCCCGCAAUGCUCGCACUGAAAUUCCGCUUCUGUACUAGACUGUAGGAAACCCUAACUCCGUUAGUAAUGUCCGGACCUCCGUUGGUGAAAUCGAUGAAUUUCGCCGAACCUGAGGCUCGACCGGUGCUUGGACCGGCAGGGAAUAAAGCCAGAUCCGUCGAAUUGCGGAAGCCGAUUCUCAAGCAGAAGAGUGAAAAGACGCAAAAGCCGCUGGAUGCCGAUGAGGCCAAGGGGAAUACGGCUCCUUCUCCGGCGGCAUUUCUGUCACCGGAAAUGAAAACGGAGAAAAUCCCGUCGCCGGUGGGUUUUAAGAAGAACGCUAGCAGUGCUGCGUCUAUUCUGAGACAGCGUCAGCCGAAUUUGUCGAUGAAUGCUUCCUGUUCUUCAGAUGCUUCGACGGACUCCUCGCAUAGCAGGGCGUCGACGGGGAGACUUUUACGGCGGAGUGCGACUUUCACGCCGCCUCUAAGGAGGAAGCAUCAAUGCAGCCCGAAGGGCGAGAGAAUCGAGAUGAUCGAGGGGAAUGGGAAAAAUGUUGGAAGUGAGAGUGAUGGUGUAGUGUUGGAUGGUUCUUUGGUUAAGAAAAGGUGUGCUUGGGUGACUUCAAAUACUGAUCCAUUAUAUGCUGCAUUCCAUGAUGAAGAAUGGGGACUUCCUGUGCAUGACGACAAAAAACUUUUCGAACUUCUUAGCCUUUCUACUGCAUUGGCCGAACUAUCAUGGCCUGUUAUUCUUAGCAAGAGGUCUAUAUUCAGAGAUGUAUUCCUGGACUUCGAUCCAGCCGCUGUGUCAAAAUUAAAUGACAAGAAAAUUGCAACGCCAGGAAGUCCUGCCAGCUCUCUUCUGUCUGAACAAAAGCUGCGAGCAAUUGUUGAAAAUGCACGUCAAAUUUGUAAGAUAAUAGACGAGCUUGGGUCUUUCGACAAAUAUAUUUGGGGUUUCGUCAACUACAAGCCCAUUGCUGGUAAUUUCCGCUAUUCUCGGCAAGUCCCAAUCAAGACAUCAAAAGCAGACACCAUAAGCAAAGACCUUGUUAGAAGAGGAUUCCGAGGAGUGGGGCCCACGGUUGUCUACUCGUUCAUGCAAGUAGCUGGAAUAACAAACGAUCACCUCAUCAAUUGUUUCAGAUAUCAGGAUUGCAUAAUCGCUGGCGAUCUAAUUCUAAGGGAUAAUAAUAAUAAUAAUUGGAGCAUUGCAUCCAAGAAUGAAGUAAACUUGGCUGAAGAUUUCUCGGAAUUGGACUUAGCCACAGAAAUCGACGAUUUAAAUUUGUCAAGGUAGUAAUUUGUGGGCAUUAUUAACUUUUGACGAUCUGUGUAAUCGUAUUACGUGACGGGCUUAACUCUUAAUGCUGGCUGAAGUUCUAUGUACAAAUCGUUAUAAUUAUGUUUUGUUCGUUUUUUCGUGUAGAUUGUUUUAUAACAGCUUUAGAGGUGUAGAGUGUAGAGAAUGAUGAUAUGCAAAAAGGAUUAAAUCA